AUGGUGGGUGCUUGUGUCAAAGGGCAUCGCUUGGUCCUGAUAUCGGAACCAAUCUCUGGUUCACAGCACCAGGUGGAAAAGGCUACCGACUCUUGGUUGAAGUGGCAGCUCAUAGUAAUGGGCGGUGUCGUUGUAUUGGUGGCGAUCAUUGUUGAUUGGCUAAAUUAUAGGUCAGAAGUCUCCACUCCAGAGACAGAGAGAGGUGGAGAAGAAGGCAACCUUAGCGCGAAUUUAACCAAAGAGUUAAAAAAUUUCACUAUACUCAAGGAGUUCUCCUGGGAAGAGUUGAUGAUCAUGACCAGUGAUUUAGCACCUGCCAGAUUUCGGGGAGAAGGAAGUUUCGGGAUUGUGUACGAAGGGAACAUGGAAGUCACUGGCGCACGGGUCGCUGUAAAGAUACUAAAAUCUGGUUCAGACCGAGGGAUAAAGGACUAUAUAGCAGAGGUGAAGUCAUUAAGCCAACUUAGGCACAGAAACUUGGUGGCACUUAUAGGCUGUUGUCACAAGAAAGAUAAGUUCGCCCUGGUUUACGAAUUUAUGAGUCAAGGUAGCUUGGGGGAUCAUCUGUUUAAAGAUAGACCCCUGUUGCCGUGGGAGAAGAGGUACAACAUCGCUCUAGGAUUAGGCUCGGCGGUGCACUACCUGCAGAAAGGAGGCAAUCAAUGCAUGAUCCACAGGGAUAUCAAAUCCAACAACAUCAUGCUUAAUGAAAAUUUCGAGGCCAAAUUGGGAGAUUUCAGCACAGCUAGGCCAGUUGACCGCACCAGAGGGCCAGAAGCAACCGAAGCGGUAGAAACAAUUGGUUAUAUGGCUCCAGAGUACGUCCAAAAGGGUGAGGCAAGUAAAGAAUCUGAUGUCUUUAGUUUUGGAGUCGUUCUUUUAGAAAUAGUUUGCUGGAAAUGCGUCUUGGACUCGGAACUAAGAGAACGAGGCCUAAACCUUGUCCAGUGGGUUUGGGAGCAUUAUGGGAGCCCGAGCUUGGCCGGGCGCGGGCAAUUUAGCUUGCGCUGGCGCAAGAAAUUUCUCGAAGUGGUGGACACGGGGCUCUGCAAGGAUUUUGACAAGAAACAGGCGGAGGCCUUGUUGAUUGUGGGGCUGUGGUGUACUCACCCCAUUGCUGCGUCUCGGCCGACGAUUGAAGAGGCAAUGGACGUUUUGAACUUCAAGAAAAAGCCUCCCAAACUCUCCACGCAGGAGCCUAGGUAA
This is a messenger RNA of Eucalyptus grandis, 1206 nucleotides long. Its product is annotated as L-type lectin-domain containing receptor kinase IX.2-like. The transcript has a single exon. Gene Ontology annotation, molecular function: ATP binding; protein kinase activity. Gene Ontology annotation, cellular component: plasma membrane. The record is from RefSeq and is a predicted model, not a curated record. Gene Ontology annotation, biological process: protein phosphorylation. Lineage: Eukaryota; Viridiplantae; Streptophyta; Magnoliopsida; Myrtales; Myrtaceae. Bases 1 to 1206 code for a protein of 401 amino acids.